Diaporthe amygdali is the source of this 258-nucleotide messenger RNA. RefSeq lists its product as uncharacterized. The coding region runs from base 1 to 258 and encodes 85 amino acids. The record is from RefSeq and is a predicted model, not a curated record. NCBI's taxonomy places the organism in Eukaryota, Fungi, Ascomycota, Sordariomycetes, Diaporthales, Diaporthaceae. The transcript has 2 exons.
AUGUCAACUCUUUCAGGACCGUCCGCUACUACGACUGCCGGAGGAAAUUCAACAAUCGAUAAGAAGCCCUGUUAUACAAUGACCCAGUUCCUCACCGAGGCUUGCUCUCCUACCGAGAGAUUGGCUUGCUCAAAGCCCCAGGAAAACAAUGGUCACAAAAGCUCUCGCAAUGGAAGCACAGAAGUCAUGGGGCAGUAUCUCAACCAAUGGCAAUCGUCGUGGGAUGCCAUGGGGGAAGCGGCGAUAUCUUCUCGUUAG